Molecule: messenger RNA, 29241 nt
Organism: Pocillopora meandrina
Lineage: Eukaryota; Metazoa; Cnidaria; Anthozoa; Scleractinia; Pocilloporidae
Source: the annotation of a GenBank genome assembly
AUGGCGGCUAUGUCGCCUGAAGCUGUGGGUCCUGUCUUGCUCUUCUGUGAUACAUUCAGCCAUCCUGAAAAUGAGGUUAGUUAAAAGAUCUCUGUGAAUUUAACCAGGGAAAUUCAAUGUUACGGGAAGUUUUUCGUAUUUCAAAUUUGCCAUUGCCCGCGACGCCACAAAUUUGCAUAUUUUUCAAAUGUAUUACCAACCAGCUGUUGAUCAGCUUCAGGUCGAGAACGUUUCCUUGUGAUCCUGUGAUUAAUUUUUUGAAAGGUCCUACGCUACUUAUGCUCAAUCUCUGAUGCCUCUACGUCAUGCUAGUCAGAUAGUGCAGCAUGUGCGUGACUAAGUCACUUCCGCUGAGAAAAAUGCAUCGCAAGCCUUGCACCCUGAUUAUAAUUGCGAUCAGCUCCAAACUUUGUGACAAUAUGUAAUGCCGAGAAUCUCGGAAAGUGGUUUCGAAUUUUUUGUUUGAUAUGGAGGUAAAAUGAGCCUUGGAAUCAGCAGAUAUUUUUAAACAAGUUCUUUGGACUGAGUCUGUCUCUGACUGCAUGAGCUAAUGCCAGGCCUCGCCUAGAUUGAUGUAUAGUCAACUCAGAUUUUGUGCAUGGAAGUGUAGUCGAUUAAACUACAAUGAAACUUUGUGACUUUUUAGCUUUAAGAAGGUCAUAUGUGUAUGGACUGGGGGUCAGUGUUUUGUCCAUCACCCUUUCAUGUACGUUUUGGUUUAAUCAGACUAAGAUGUAUUUUCCUGAUACAAGCAAUUAAGCUAGUUAUUACUGAUCUAAUUUGUGAUCUUCCACGGGAAAAUGUACACGAAUGGCUUUCCAUUUAAGGGGUGAAAUGCACAGCUACAGAAUGGGUAACAAACAGGUAACUUAGCCAUUCAAACGGAUGCUAUCGAACAGCUGAACAGGCUAUCGAGUAUUCUGAAGGGCUUAUGUAAAUUUUUUAAUGGGUUACCUAAACAACUGAACAGCUUGUCAAAAUUUUCAAAUGGGUCAUGCAAACGACUGAAUGGCAUGUGAAAAUUAUCGAAUAGGUUACCCAAACAACUGAACGGCUUGUGAAAGUUAUUGAAGGGCUUGACAUAGACAGAUGAAGGGGUUUAUGAAUAAUUUCAGACCGCUCAUGAGAAAAAAUUGCCAUAAGAGCUGAAUGGAUAGGUUAUCAUUCUGAACAAAUGGACAGAUCAGGUCCGAUUCACAUUUAAAGUAGGUUCAACAGAUAGUCAAUUGUUUUGAUGUAAUAAAAAUAUUGACUUCCCACAGCUGCUAUAAAAUUGCCUGACGAAGUAUUUAAGUUUGUUAAACAGAGACUUCAGCAUCUUCUAUUAAAAGCAAAACUCGAAUAACCCAUGAAGGUCAAGUUGUCAUUGUUUAUCUUUGCUGUGUCAAGUGUUUAUUGCCACUUUAUUGCACAAAAAUGCGACUGCAACGUUUUUCUAGUAGCUUUGCAUGUUGCCAAAUUGUUUCCUUUAUUGUUUCUUUUGACAGUGAAUUGGAUGUGGUAAACAUAAUUAUUCUGUGCAUGAUUCCAUUUCUGGAUUUAAUAUAACACAAUCUUGUGACAUUUGCAUAAAGUAGACCUGUGUGACAGGUAAUGCAACACUAUCCAAUCCUGAACCUUCCAAACAGAUGAUACAAGUCGUUUGAUGGAAAAUAGUCCAAGUCCUUCAAACAGGCUAAUGUUUUCAACAAAUGAUGACCAAGCUGUUUGAAUGGGCUGAUGUUUUCGACAAACGGAUGACCAAGCCGUUCAAACAGGUUGAUGUUUACAACAAACAGAUAACUGAAGCCAUUCAAACAGAUGCAAAUUUUUCUGAAUGGCUGACAAAUGGCUUGUGAAUGGAAGCCGUUUGAAAACAUUUGUACUGUACGUUUUCCCGUGGAAGGUCACAUUUGAUUGUUCUUAAUUGGUUAGAUUACUGAACACAGUCAUAUUUUUUUAUGAGUUCAAAUAUCAAAAUGAUGAUAUUGGUGGAGCAAACCAACAUAAAUUAGGUCUGCACUACAAGGCUAGGAAACUCACCAAAAGGGCAUUAACCCUUAAAAUUCCAAGAUCUGAUUGUUAAUUUCCCCUUUGGCUGCUACACAUUUCCAUGUAAACUAGUCACACUAAUUUGGUUUUAGAUGAAGAUAACACCUCCUAUGUGACGAGUUUGAGAAUUCCAAUUGUUGUUUACUGAAUAUUGUAUAGAUAAUAUAGUGAGAAGCUAUGGGUUAAUCACUUCUGGGAUUCAAAAGGUUAAUACCUGUGAGUGAUUACUUAAUUUAUUGGUAUAUUCUCUACAGGAAAUGCAUCUUGACUUGAUCAGCUUUCCAAGACCCGUCUGCAUCCAGGAAGUAAGGGUCAUACCUGCAGGACACAGAGUCCAUGCUGCUGUUAGUGAGAGAGAAAAAAUGGGGUAUGUAACUUCUGAUACUAGAUAUCACCAUAUCUGUUAAAAAAAGUCUAGCAUUGUAAACUUUGGCAGCUCUCAUGACUUCUUAAAAUAUUUCAUGUGGUAAAUACCUAGGGUUUACAAUUAGCAUUUUGAUUUCACCACUUUCUCAGCUAGCAAAACUUGCUUGGAAUUGGUACUUGGAAACACUUCUUGAGUUACUUGGUUACAUAAAAUGACUUAACUAUGUUUUCUUUACAGAGAGACCCAUCCUCCCUCUUUUAAGCUGGAUCUAUUCAUUCGGAAUCUAGACAGGCCUGCAGAUGUAGUGUUUGAAAGACUUGGACAGUAAGUGACAAAAAAAGUAUUUUUUAUUUUCAUCUUUUUGCAGUUGUUACUUCUGUCAAAGACUCUCUGGUUGUUAAUUAAAAGGAGAGAAAAACAGAAAUAUUGUUAUUAACAGUUCUUUAAUUUGCCUUAUUUUCUAGACUAGAGUAUAAAGAACCCAACAAUUUUCAGCUGGUUACCAAUUCUAAGGUAAGACUUUUUACAGUCAAUUUUGGUUGGGGGUUACUGAGUGGUGAGGGCGCUGUGCUCAUACUUUGGUGCCCUUGUGUUCAAGCCCUCCACCCUGUUACUCCCCAGAUUUGUUCUCAGUUGUCUCAAGUUUAACACCUUGGCUGUGCUUUGUAUAUGGCCAAAUUGAUCAUGGAAAAAGUGUGGUGGCUGCAUGUGGGAUUGCAAAGUAGGUUAUCUGCUGUCCUUCUUUGCACUUGGUCACCAGCUAUGAUUUGAUAAUCACUUUAUAGGGAAGUGCAAAUAUAAGAACAAAUUUAACAAAAUGGUUUGGAGUAGUAAAAUGGAUAUAAGGCUACUCUCUUGUUAAAUUUCCUAUCCCUGACAAACAAAAUUGAUAUUGGUUUCAAACCUUUUAUUACUACUAGUAAUAAAUAUAACUACUUUUCAACUACAUUUGGUUUGAAUUGUUUUGAUUAGGGUGCAACUGAUGUGGUGGUUCUGCGUGGGUGGUACAAUAGAAUCACCAUUAGUCUGUAUGGUCUCUUCACUGAUGUCAAUCAACAUCCUCAAGAAACACGCGCAGAACCCAGAGUUGAUAGGCCCCCAGUCAUUGUAGAAACAAGAGGCCUUGAUAGGGAUAUUGAAAGAGUGCUCAGGGAUACAGAGAAAGUACCCUUUGAAAAAGUACCUGAGAGGGCUGAAAGAGAUCAUGAUAGAGGUCCAGAAAGGUCAUUAAGAAGGGAAAGGAGUGCUGAGAGAGGUCCUUCUGACUCAGCUCUCUUUGAGAAGAGUCCAGAUGAAAGAGCCUUUGAGAGAACCACUGAAUCAAAGGAGAAGAGAGAUGAGCAGUGGCAUGCAAAAGAUGAAAGAAAAGCUGGGAAGGAGAGGGAAAGAACUCAGUCAAAGUCACCACCUAGAAUAAAAUCUCCACCAGGAUCCCCCGAGAGUGCAAUGGCAACUGUUGGUGAAAGUACUGCUGCCAAGCCAACUACUCCACCAGGGUCCCCAAGGGAGGAGGUAAUAUUAUACUUGACUCCAUGUCUCUUUGGGAAACUAUUUGAUUUUUUACAUGGGACCCUCAGUGUUAUCCUUGACUUCAUUUUGGUAAACACUGAGGGUGAAGCAAAAGCAACUGUUAUGGUGGCAACAGACAGGAGUAGAAGUUUUUUGUAACCUCUGUUUGGUUACAGUGCUGUCAAUUGGCAGAUGUUCUUGACAUUCUACUGGCCUUAGCCAUGGUGAGGUUGUUGAUCACAUUAAGUCAAAGUGAAUCUUACGAGGGAAACAGUCUAUGUUCUUAGUAAAGUUAUAUUGGGGUGGGGGGUACAUUUAAAUGUGUGCAAGGUCAAAUGAUUAUUACCUGCUAAGUGGGUAAUCACAGUGGCAUUUGGGGUGGGUGCAGCAACUUAGUAUUUUUAGUACAGUUUUCAAAGUCACCAUUACGUCUUCACAAUUUUUAUGAGAAGAUAAAGAUUGAUUCUUCAAACUACUAGAAAUCCAAUUUUUUUUUUCCAAAUUUGUCAUGCUCUAACACUGCACCCUAUACAUUGUGAUUAAUUGUUACUAUAGCAACCAGCUGGUACAGAGUCUGGUAACCAAUCUCCAGAUGACUUGUUCGAGCCACUCACACCUGACAGAUCACCCUCAAACUUGUUUAUGUCUGAUGAAGAGGACAUUGAUGAACCGGUAAGUAAUGAAGAUUAUAGUGGCCUUUUUCUGUUUUCAUUCAGUGUAUUUACUUCUUUUCAUGAGCUGAUUUUUCAUUUGAUUUUUUAAAUGCUUUUUUUCUCAAAUAGGAUGGCUAUGAAGAAAUCCUUAGUGAUGAAGAGGUGUGUCUAAAAAACACUUGCAAAACAGUGAAUGUGACUUGAAAUAAUCUACAAGGAAGCAUAUACAUAUUGUACAGAACACAAUUCUAAAGUUCACAUCCUCUACUACCAACCAAAUCAGCUCCAAAAAUUCUAGUUAUCUUUCUGUCAUUAUUAUUACUAUCAUCAUCAUUAUUAUUAUGAUUAAAUAUUUAUUAUUAAUUACUUUUUUAUUACCUUAUACAUUGUUACACUGGGCAAGUUCUCAAAAGCUUCAGGAGAGGCCGAGUCAGGGGCUUUGCAGCCAUCAAAUUUCCUGUUUUUAUUGUUGUUGUUGUUUUGUUUUGUUUUUUUUGCUCUGUGUGGUGUAGUUCUUAUCCUUGAUUUCUGAUUAGUCAUUUUUUGUGAGCACUGGGAUUUCUAAGACACUGAUAAUUGCCAGUUAUCUUUAUCUUGAAACUGUGAUGGUAGAUUGUGAUAAGUGCAAAUUACAAUGUGUAACAUCAGUUUAUGAUCAAUUGUGCCUUACAAUUAGAAAAAUGUGCUUAAAAAUUAAAAUGCACUCAAUUGCAGGAGAUGGAUGAUGGAACAAUAGAUGACGCAGUGAGUAUAAAAUCAAUUUUUCUUAAUUCGAUUUGUGGAUACUAAAUUUAUUUGUUAGAAAUACACCUCUAUGACAACCAGAUCUUCAGGUCACCUCAAACUGUCUUUCCAUCUUUUAUUCCUGGUGCAAUUUGUUACUGCUACUGUGAGAUUGAUUGAGGAGUUGUCUUUUUCUCUAAUCUCUGAGCCUAAAGUACAUUACACCCCUGCUGUGUAAUUUAAACUGGUAACAUUUGUUUUUUAGGAUGUACAGUUUGGUGAUCUUGAUCUUUAUAGUGAAGAUGCUUGGAUGUCAGUGUCUGUUAGUUUUAAUCCUUACCAAUGUGACCUGUCACCUUUGACCGUAAGUUCAUUGCCUGUAUUUGUAUUUUGCGAAUGUUAUGCUCUGUUGAUCAACAAAUUUACUGAGUUCCAAAGCAAAAAAAUAUCGGCCAGGGAAGAAACUAUGACAUUUAGCCAUAAAUUAGUAUUAUGUUGUUGUAUUGACAUUUUCUGAUGUCUUUUUCUGUUUUUUCCUUUAGACAUUUAGUCCUCCAGAUGGUACAGAAUAUGAAAGUGCUCUACUGAAAGUUAAAGAUGAUUCCAGUAAGUGGCUUGUUUCAACAUCCACUACUGCCAGUAACUGUAACUUUUAAAGUUUAGAGGAACAAUGUAGAAUUCUCUACCAACUACACAUAAUUUUGCAACUAAUUUUGAAUGGCUCAAGCUCAAUUUUUUUAGAUUAAAAGAAUAUUCUGAUUUUCUCUUAUUAUAAAAGUGCUACUACAUUUCUUUUAAAAAAUGUUUCUUUCAAUGUUUGAAUGUGUGAUUAGAUGUUAAUUUUUGAGUUUGCUUUUGACAAAUUCACCUGGAUGAUUUAUGUCUCUUUAUACUCCCCAAGGCUCCUUAGAUGAGCAGCAACUGAACUUGGUAAGUGAGAACAACAGCCAGAGUACAAAUUAAAGUUAUAAUAAAAUUUGAGAUGUUGCCCUGAUUCAAUUUCAAAUUCUCAUGACCAGCCAACAAAGAAAUGUAUCUCACUUGUGGGGAGAAUUGGCUUUUAGACCAUAGAAGUGCAAGGAUCAAGGAAGGAAAACCCUUAAACUCCCAUGAGUGAUUGCAGCCACAAUAUCAAUGUCAAAUAAAAUAAUUCUUUCAGUGUGUGACCAUUACGCGACACAUUGACACUAGUAGCAUUGUCUGUACUCAUAUCCACAACAGCAAAUUUGCCAAUCAGAUUUCAAUUACUACCAAUUGUGGUGAAAAAUGAGAUCUUGGGAACGAAAGGGUUAACCUGAUAAGACCCUGCAUACUCUAUUUGAGAUAGAGAUGAGGUACUAAUGGUUGGUGUACCAGCUAGCUCUGGAUUGCAAGGUCAAAGUUGGACCUCUGGUGAAGGAUAGUGUGUUUGUGUUGACUGGCAUUAGACAAGCAACUCUCACUGCAUUUUCUCUCUGCCAAGGAAUGUUGAUUAAUAGGUACAUUUACCAACAAAAUUUCAAAGAAACCUUAAAAAUUAAUGCCAGAAGCAUCCCACUCAGGAAGAUACCGAAGUUAAAUAAUCUUACUAAUGAGCAGUGCAGCUCACUUGACUUAAGUGCAAGACCUGCCUCCUAGAACAGUAUUACAAAUUCAGUGAUUACUUUGAUAUGGGAAUGGUUGUAAUAAGUGAAAAAUAAAAAGAUAUAAUACAUGUUUUUCCUCUAUAAAACUGCAGGGACAGACAUUGUUUGAACAUGUGGAAAUGUGUUGCACUUCUGAGAGGAAUAAGAAGUAAGUACACACAGAAAAAAAUAUAAAUUUAGUCUUUGCCUUUUUAAAAAGCAGUUGAAGUGACUGGAUUGUGACUCUAAAAACAAUUAUUAAUCACAUUCCAACAGAUGGAUUGAGCAACUUGAGGAAAUACCCAGACUUCUUAUUCCAGGGCUGGUAUGUCUUAAGGAUUUUAAUUCUUAUUUUAAACAUGCAAUCAUAAAAAUAAUUGUACAUGUGCCUAAAAGGGAAGAUCUUUUGCUUGAUAGUGAAUUCUUUUCUAAGAAUCAAAGUAACUUUCUUGAUUGUGUUUGUUUUAUGUUCUGAUAUUAUGUAAUGUGCACAAUUUUUGUAAUCUCUCGUUAGUGCAUACAAUUGGAAGGAGGAUAAUGUUUGAAUGAGGUAUUAUAUCAUGAAACCCAGCCAAAGUAGUCUCCUUUUUUUGCAGGCCUUUCUUACAAGAAGUGAACAAAAAGAAGGUUUGUUUUUGUGCUCCAGUUCAUUCUGCUUUGAGCCAUUUUGCAUUUUUUGUGGCAAUGAAAAUGAAUAAAAAGAAGAAGAAAAUAAAACCAAAAAAAAUAAUGUAAUUGCUUUUACUUUACAGGAGUGAAGAGGAAGCUUAUUGAAUGGAUCUUGUAUUCCUUGGAUGUUGAAAUGGCUCAGAAACUUCCUAUAGCUGUAAGUUCUGUAACUGUUUUUACAAAACAAACAGAUGAACCUGCCAUGAGCCAUGGUCCUUUCCUCAGACUUGCAAAAUACACUGUAGUUUGACAAAAGAAAAAGGCUAUGCGCAGUAUAACAUAAUUAUGCAUUUAAACUACUUGAGAUGCAGGUUUUUUUAUGCAUAGGCCUGUUCUCUGUGUUUUGAACCCUUUAGGACCAUCCUUUGAAAGUUGUUUUUCUGAAACUAGUACCAUACAUGUAUGUUUGUUCCACAUACUUGCAGUUUGAUUUUCAGUAACCAUUCUCUUGGGUAACAGACCAUCUUUCACUAAGCUGACUUCAAGUAAAACUUGCUUGCUUUUCAAGUGUACUUUAAUCUUUCCCCAGUAUAUCUAUUGUUGUUUGUUUGAUCUUUGCCAACAGGCCAACAUUCGAUUGAUAAAAGCAGGACUGAAGCUUGUUGGUGCAAUGUGCUCCUGUGGAUCAGAAGUUUCUUCUUUUCUGAUAGUGAGACUUUUUGUUUAUUUUUUCAUUUGCAUGUACAUGACUGAGUACUACUAACAAUAUACAAGCGAACCAUCUCAAUAAGGAAAGAAAGAAGCCUGAAUUGUCAACCUUCUAACCCCCAUGAGUGACCAAGACAGAAUUUCUCUUUACAAUAUUAACUAAAAAAGCAGAAAAGUGACGAGAAUCAAGGACAAUGUUAAUUAUGGGAUUAAUAUUUGAUCCAAUACCAAAUUCUUCAAACUGACAUUAUAAGAGUUGUAUUGCAGACAGUAACAAGAUCUUGGGAGUGAAAUGGUAAAAAAUAAGUAAACUAUGGAAAUUUGCAUAGAUAGCAAUUUAAAAAGCUUGGAAAGUUUGGGAAGUAAAGACCAUUUACAACUUGAUUUUUUUCCAAUCUGUGGCUACUGUUCAAUUUCUUGUCGAGUCAUUUGCAAGGUGGCUUUGACCAGAACAUUUUUAGGGAUGGAAAAGUUUCAAUUCAGGCACAAUUUGUUAUUAACAGCUAUUGGUCUUAGGCCAUAUGGUAUGACCCAUAACUUGGAAAAUGAAGAAUGACUGUUUGGAAAAUUUUUGAAACAGUCUUUAAUUGUGGAUGUGCAAUGUAUUUUAUACAAGCCAUGCUGUAAAAAAGACCAUAUAUCUGUUUGAUAAUCUCAUCUUUCUGGAAUGGUGUCAUGCAACAGGUUGCACUUUCAUGCUGCUGUUAGUAACAAACAUGUACAUUAAUUUUGUGGCAUACUGAAGCCAAGUUAAAAAAUAUUUUAUUUGCCCUCAGGAUGCUGGGGUUCAGGAGUCUCUUGGUAAACUUCUUACAACAGAACACAUGUCCUCUUCAAUGAAAUUGUUGACUCUGCAAGGUCAGUGCUACUGGUAAAUUUGUUUAAUUCUAAUGUUUGUAGAGAGCUGAUUAAGCUUACUUACAUUAGUUAGAUCUAUUCUGACUAUUAUGUACAAAUCUAUGUCAAAUGUUUGUGAAUGAAUUUACAAUAUUAUCGGCUUUCACUUUACAAGACAUGUUUUAUGCUGUGGUGUAAAAUAUCUUUUAAGGGUAAAACUUUUAAUUUAUUAUAGUAAACCAGUUAGACUAUUAUUUACCUUGUUUCAGUUUAAAAAGUCACAAAUAGAUAAAAGUCAACGGAAUUUGGAAAUUUAAACAGAUGAAAAAAAAAAAUUAACCACAACUCUUACCUAAUUAUGAUUUUAAAUAUUAAGAACAACCAGUGUAACAAAGAAAAACAAUUUAGGAUGUACACUACAUGCUUACUUAUAUUCACCCUUAAACCUCUAAGAGUGACCAGCAUCUAAUUUCUCUUAACAAUAUCACCCCUGAAUCACACACUAAGGUCAUAAGAAUGAAGGAAAUGAUCACCAACUAAAGACACCCUUGAUUGAAAAACAAUUCUCUUUGUCAGCACCUUAGGAAUUGUAUAGAGAACAGUUUGGAGAAUAUGCAUACUGAUGUUAGGGUGUAGAGGACCAAUCAAGUACAUUUGGUGUAUUUCCCUCUGAUAAAAAAGAAUACCCCAUAUUUGUCACUUAGUAUUUACUUUAUUUUGUAGAAUACAUGAUGAUACAUUUAUGUAAAAUUAUGUAACUAUAACAAAAAUUCUCCUUGGUAAAUUCUGUGUUUACUAAAGGUUUGUGCUUUUAUUUUAUUAUUAAAAUUUUUAUUUUUUUUUUAAUGUUAUAGCUAUUGACAACACUACAGAUUCCUACAUUGGAAUGGAACAUUUCCUUGGAUGGGAUGAAGAUGCCAAGGUAAGCAUCCAUAUAAUUUUGAAGUGAAUUUUUGGUUUUGCAAGUGCAUUUAGUGUGCUUGGUUACUUCUCAGAGUGUACAGGUGAAAUCAGUUUAAUUUUUGACUUGAAAUCUUUCAUACCUUCAUAGGUGUUAACAUUCUAUCAUCAUGAUGGUAAUUAGCAGGCAGUUUGACCAAUCAACAGCUUAGAUGUGUAAUCAUUAACCAGCGAAUGCAUCACUACCAAUGUCAUAAAUGCUCCAUUUGGUUAUUGUGUGUGAUAGUAGUUGAAAUUUAUGAAGAUGUCUGUAAUUUUUAAGGUCAAGGAAAGUGAAGAAAACACUGUCAAGGAAGAAUCCAAAAGUUACCAGCAACUUGUUGAUUUUCUUCUUGCUGAUCAGGUAGCUUUCUUUUGUAAAAUAAUGACGAUGAAAUUGAUAAAUGAUAAUUCUAGUUGAGUUCAGUUUGUUUCACUUUGGUUUGGAUAUUACUGCAGUUACCAUAUGGUUCUUCUGACUCAUCUUAUUUUAACAACAGACUGUACGUGUGGUAGAAUCUGCUUCAGCCCUUGCUCGCAAAGUCCAUUUGUAUGAAUUGCUUGCACUUUUGCAGAAAACUGUAGACAAGUAAGUAAUUUUUGAUGUACUCUAAAACAUACAAUUUGUUUUCAGGUUGCUUUUCUAAAUUUUUUUAGUAUCUUUUUUAUUUUCUACUUUCUUUAGAGAAUUGUUAAUAAGUUCUUGUACCAAGCUAGCUCUGUUAACAGCUGUCAGUAGGACUUCCGUACACUGUACAUCAACAUGGCAAUAUUUUGUUACCAUUCUUGUAAUACAGUUAUUCUAUGUGUUUUUUGGGGUUGGUCUGGCUAUCAGUCUGUUCUUUAGGUAGGCAGGCAGUAAUUGAGUGAGCAAGUGGGUCAUUCAGUCAUUUAGUCAGUUAAUAAGUUAGUCAUUCUGUCCUUCAAUUGUUAAGUCAGUCUUUUAUUGUGUCAGGUCUUCAGUAUUAGUCAAUAAAUCAAUCAGUCAGCAUGGCAUACCAGGUACAUGUAGGUGUAUCACAAAUUGUUUUCUUUGCUGUUUGUACAGAAUUAUUGAAACAACUCCUAGUCCAAGGCAGACAGAUCCUGAAACAGACUCAGUUGGUGAGGUAACUGAAACCAAGCAUACAGCUGAUGUGAUGUCCCCUGAUCCUGACAUUGCCAUGGAUACAUCAGGGUUAGCCUCAGGUGAACGAGAGCAACCCCUUAACACAGAGAUGAUAGAGAUCCUUGCAAGCACCCUUGAAGAGAUUUGUAUCUACCUUAAACAGGCUCAGCAGUUGAUAGUAAGUUUAUUGAAUUCAGAUGAUACAUGACAGUUACAUGCAGUUUUAUUGUGAAUAUCUUAAUUGUGUGUAAAAUAAUGUAGUUACUUGUACAUCCUCCCUUAACACCACCAGCAUGUAUAUUGUCCAUACUGUUCUCUAUACACUUCCAAUGGCACUGACAAGGGACAGUUUGCUAAAAAUCAUGAGCUGUUCAAGUUUGUGCUUUUUGAUUCAGCAGUGAUACCAUAGUGAAAAAUUAGAUGCAAGUCAGCCUGAGGGGUUAAAGGGUGAAGAAGUUGAAAACAAACUGAUUAAGUAUUGUGAUAUUAUAGAGAAAACAAAUGGUUACUUGUUCUUCACUUUGAAUAUGUCCAAAGGAGAAUUUGAUCACAUAGUCUGACCAUUCAGGUGAAGAAAGUCAUGAAAGGGAACAUUGUGGUUACGGUGUCUGAUUUUUUGGCAAUCAGAGAAAAAGUCAGGUUUUUAAAGCUUUUCACCUUACCAGUAACCUCAGGGUCCUUAAAUCAUCAAAAUGUAUAUGCCAAAGACAGAUUCUGAUUACUUAAUUAGUUCUCUGACAUAAGGGAAAAAUUGAGGCCCAAAAUUCUUCUCGGAGGGAGAAAAAACAGCCCCACAGCUUAGUUGUGCAUGUCAAUUAUUGGAGUCAUUGGGUUAACCCACUCUCUGCUAACCAACAAAGGUGGCUCAAAUAGCAAGGUCUUACAAGAUAGAUUGGAUAAAAUUACUCCUCUACCUUGACAUACAGUACAUUACUACUAUACAGUAGUAAUAGAGUAUGAGGAUUAAGGCACUGAUUUUUCCUAUUUAGGUUCAGGCUCCUGUGAAAGCAUUUCCUACCUCAGCAAAGAUCACAGGAUUUGAUAAAUCUCCUAAAGAUCCUUACCCAGUAUUGUUUCACUUCUUCAAGGCCCGGUAAUUGAAUUUUAUUGCUUUUAAAAGUGUUUUUAGUGUACGGCAGAGGAUUUUAGUUACACCUCUAGUGGUAUUCUGUGGGACACUGCAAUGUACUGUAGUAGUAGUGGUUAUGGCACUUGAUUUUGGAGCAAGAAACCUUAGCUUGAGGCUUGGCCUAGUUUAUGUUGUAUUAUGGGUUGCAUUAUUGAGACAAGGCACAAUACUUUCACUAUGUCUUGCUCCCCCAGGAGUACCAAUGGGUGCUGCAGAAUUGUUAGGGAAAUUGGAUAAGAUCCUUGGUGAUAAUCUGCAAUGGCCCAGCUUCUCAUUCAGGGAGAGUAACUUUACCCCUAGGUGCUAAGUUUUGCAUAAACCAAAGAUAAGCAAUUCAGUUAUGGGCUGUUUAGUUUUAAGACUUAACCAUAUCAGUACAGUAGGCAAAUGCAAGUUUUUUUAAACUCUCUCUGUUUUUGUUAAUUUAGUCGCCUUCUGGAGUCCAUUCUGGUUGUGAUGUCCUCAACAGCUGGUUGUCAUCCUGCAGUGUUUGGGCCAAUUAGAGAUUUCUUCUUUACAUUGUUACAGUCACAGCAAGGUACAUUGACUGCUUCUUACUGGUUCUUUUAACUUUGGUAGUUAAAGUCUGUGCCAGGCUCUUUGUCAGGACACAGUUACUUGAAGGGAAUGGUUAUGUGAGUUGGAAAAAAUUCAUAGUAAAAACACCAAUUGAAAGUUGAGGUUGGACUUCUCUCUGACUUUCCACAAUCUUCUAUUUUUGUGGUCAUGCAUGGUAACUUACAGAAGUAGUGAGAUGCUUUGAUUGGUCUGUUACUCUAUUGUGAGUGGAUUGUUAUUGAACAUGAAGCAUGAUCAGGUUCUCAAAAUUCAUUUUAAACACAUAACUAUGAAAUCUGUUAGGUUCCUUACCAUUCUACUCCAUUAACUAUGGUUUGACAAGUAACACGAGUAGUGGUCUUUGGAAAAAGGAAACAGAACCUGUAAACACUGCUUUAAGUGCUAAUCUUGUAGAAACCAGCCCUUGAUCAAGGUGUAUACAAAAAUAUAACUGGUUACUUUUGGAAGUUGACAAGAAGUGCCAUUUACUUAUUUCAAUUCAGUGUCUUCACUAUGAGAUUGUGGUAUGUGUGUUGUCUUGUGAUAUUAGUUUUUGGCACUAGAUUUUGUGUUUCUCUUGUAAGUGGGCAAAGUGAAUUUAGAAUAAUUGUUGAUAUUUUUUAGGUUGAUUCUGAAUAAUUAAUGAUAUUUUGAUCAUUGUAGUCUCAAGUGGCUAGCUUGGUGUGCUAUUAGCCUAGUUUUGAUCAAACUGUACUCUUUCACUUUCAGGUUUGUUGUUCCUUUCCUCUCAUCCUGACUCUAUAAAUGGUCUUAUCCGUGUCCUCACUCAAACAACGGUAAGUGUCUUUCUUACUUUCCAUUUAAAUUAUAGUGAAUUGAAUUAAAUUUUCCCUAAGAAGGUCACCUUUAGCCUCACUCCCAUUCAAAGGCUUGGUAACUAAGCCAAGAUAAUAGAUGAACUACUAAUCUGACUUGUGUUUGUGCACAUAGAAACAAUAUUUGGUGUACUAUCUCUGAUUCCUUUGAUAAGUACAUGUAUUCUUUCACCAUUUAUUUUUUUUUUCUCACUGGUUUCCCCUUCACUAACCCAUCUUCUCUCUUCCCACUUGCUUGCCCUAUAUCAGCUGCAGUACCAACAUAUUUCAUACUUACCUACUUGUCCACAUACCUUCCAACCAGUUGGCAAUAACAUUCUGACACCGAGUUUGAUUUCAGGAGGCUGAUAUUCACCACAGUGAUGCAGCACCACUGAAUGUAAGUAUUGUCAGAUGUAUCAUGAAGAAUAUAUAUUAUUAUAAUAAUGUAUAUUACAGUUUACUUACUAUUAGUAUUAUUAGGUAUGCAUAAUUUUAUUAUUUUCAUUGCCUAAGGAUUAUCAAAUUUCCUUGGGUUAUCAGCAUUCGUUGUAUUAUUUUGUUAUUUUCACACUCUUUAGGAAAUCCUCAGAGAUACAACUGCAGCCGACUCUUGCACUCCCCAGCAUCUGGGACUUUUGCUGAUUUAUCAUUUGCAGGUGAAGUUUAUAAACUCUGUUCCUCUUACCUCAGUUAUUGUUGAAAGACCGUUUAACAGGAAAUAGGGACGUCAUUCAGCAAUUUGAAAUUACUAACUUUUCUUGGUGAUGUUGAAAGUGUGGAACUGUAGCUAUUGAAAGGAGUAUUUGAAAGUGUUUGAAAACUUGUUUUCCUUCAGAUUCGUAAGGGUUUCAUGUAAUUUGGUUUCAUUUUAUUUCAAUAUUUAUUUCUAUUUACGGGACAUUCCAGACUCUCCAAGCUGUGGAUCAACUGCUUACAUCCCUCACUCCAGGUAAUUUUCCUGCAACUUCUUUUCCGACAUAUUUUUAAUAUUGUAUUGAAUCUUGUUUCUACAUGGCCACAGUCGAACAGCCAAAUUUAUCUUAUCAAUUUUGUCAACCAUGGGAAAAAAAAUCAAUGUAGUACAGUCUGUGUUGUCCAUCGUGUGUUAUGGCUUGACAGCGAUUACGUCGCUGUAUUUUGAUGUAAUAUUCAGUCUAAUGUGAAAUCUUUUCCCGUAAGAUUUGCUGCCAAAUGACAUGGACGGAGCUGAUCUGCUUUCUACUUUACACACUCUCUACUCCAUGACCUUUACAGCCAUUGGUGAGUUGUAAUGAUGUUGAUAAAGGAUCUGUAGUUUAUUUUAGUCACGUACCUCGGAGGGAUCAUUACUUUUAGUUUUUGAUGUUAAUAUAAUAAUUAAGAAUCCAUUAAUGUGGCCGACUUCGUUACCGGCUGGUGCAAAUGUACGCAGAGCUGUCUACUUGCUUCCUGCAAAAAUUCAGCAAUUUGCGAUGAAUGGUUCAGAUGCUUAGACUGUUUUACUAAUGACCUAUUUCUUUGAUGGAUUUCAACCAGAGGGCCCCUUUAAAUUCUCAAGAUCUUAAAUCUAAUUCUGUUGACUGGUGUCAUUACAUUUCUGUUUUUUUUUCGUGCUGAGAAUUUGGCGUUCUAUCGAGACGAUAUCCGUUAAUUGAUGAUUCCCUUGCUGUUCAUUAUCUGUGUUUCACUUUUCAACCAACACAGCCAAACAGCGGACCAUUUUUUUCAAGAUAAUAAGACAGUCUUGUCAAUUUUUGUGCGCUUGUUUUCUUCUCGUAGGUAAAGCUGCAGUAGUGUCUGUUCUCAGCUUGGAAACAAAUCUUAGUGCUCUACUUCCGUUUGUGGAAUCUACCGGUAGGUCUCUCUUUUGAUGAUCGUUGUAUCUUUGAAAAUAGUAUGCUGAACUUUGAUUAGUAACUUUUGUGGCCAUAGUUUUAAAUACUGGAUGGUUUCCAGUAAUAUUUUUUUCAUUUUCUUUAUUUCAUCACUGUGAAAAUGAUGGAAAUAUAAUGUGUGAUACCUUUUUUUUUUUUUUUUUUUUUUAAUUAGGAGAUGCAAAAGACGAUGCUAAGUUGAAGAAAUGUGUGUCAACGAGAUACGCCACGGUGUUGAUUCUUUUAACUGUAAAAUGUGAGUAUUAGCGUCAUAGGUGUGUGUACUGACAUAAUUUGUGCGUAGUGACCAGCUUAGCAGUUACGGGCAGUAGAUGGGAUAUUUUAUCAUCAGUCGGCUGUUAGCCUAAAAACGUUUUUACCUUUCGCAGUGUCUGAGAAUGUGGAAAUGUUAUCCAAGCUUGCUCCGAGACUCACGGCUGUCACAGAAAGAGGUAAGAAAAAUUAUUUUUAUUGUUGGAUAUUAUUGGUACUGAGAGUCCAGAGAGGGAUCGUAGAGAAUGAUCUAGUGACAUCUUAACUCAAUAUGCUUGCUUGCGACAAGUUUCUAUUUAUUUCAGAUGACCCUAAACUAAUUACGGAUGAUUUUCCAAGUUAAGAAAGAACGGGGCUGAUGAGGGUUUCGUUGAUCAAUAACGCGUCAUCACACCUAAGCAAAACUCAAUGGUCUGAUUAUUUAAACAAAGUUUUGCCGUAGUUUAACAAAACCGCGUCGCAAAAAAUCCUCAGUUUAGCUGAACCUUUUAUCUGAACAUUCAUUUUUUGUGAACAGAGGUAAGAGGACCGAAAGCUAGGAGUGGAAGGACAUUCAUUUUAUUAACUCAACCCUCUUACAGAGAACGCCUGAGGCCCACUGAUUUCGUGAAACCGUAGUUCGGGAUAGAAUUUGUGUAAAGAACCGGCCCAAAGUCUUUUCGAAUGGUCUUGUAAUACUGGAUUGACCAUUUAUCUCUAACGUCCAAAUUACAGACUUAAUUGGCCUUUCAUUCUCUCCGUUCAUUUCCGGUGUAAGCUUCAAGACAAAACCGGAAUAUCAAGAGAACUUUUAAAACACAGUCAGGCAGAUUAUUCGUAGAGACUUGAAUGAACGGAUGAGAACUCAAUUCUUCCACAAUUUUCUACCUUCUUAUCGAUCAAUUAGGUAACCUAUGUUUCUCAAACCGUGUCAUCUCUUGUGCUUCUUCUAAUUCUUUCGUCUUUCUUUUUUCGUUAUGGAUAAUUUCCAUUUAUGUUUUUCUCUCAGUGGAUGCGGACUCUUCAAUUACCGAACUGGGCCAUUGGCUGGUUGCUUUGAAAGAUAUCAAGUUUGAUAUGUCAGGCAUCGGCAAAUUAGUAGAAUUUGUGAAAAGGUAAUAUUUUUCUUUUACUCUUACACAAGAAAUGUUUAGUCCGCAGAUUCAAAUAGCAAUCCAUACCACAUAAAGAAUCCUAAGAAGGAGACCAGUGGCCAAUGUUUAGUUAGCUGAACUUAGGUCUUCUUGGGUUCAAGCCCCGAUAUAUGUUUUAUUUAUGGUACGCAAAAAGGGAAAGCACUACCACAGAUAAUAGUCCCUAAUCCCUCCCAAACCUUUGAAUCUACCCAGUGGGUGUCUUGUCCAAUUGUCGUUCAUGAGUAUUCUUAACUGUUGUCUCUUUUGUUACAUUUUGAAUAGUCAUCUGGAUGAGAUGAAUGUCACACCCAGUGUAGCAAGUGGAGUACUGAUGGCUGUCCGAGUCCUAAGGUACCUUGCCUGUCCUGUGGAGAGGUCAAACACAACUGAAGGUUGGUUAACACGGUGGUCUGUUAAAUUGAGUUAUUGGCACAAUGUCGUAACCUGAGGGUGAACUUCCCAAAGAGAUGAUUACUUUCGUUUUCCGAGAGUGAAGCUUAAGAAAAUCUGUAAAAUUCUAGGAACCGAUUAUGACCAAAUACGAAUGUUUGAGAAUAUUUUCACUUCAAGUAGAAGCUAUCGUGUUUUUAUGUCUUUCAAAACAUUUUUUUAAGCGUUCAGGAAAAAUGGUGUACGAACAGCUUAUUUUCAAAAUCGUUUCCUUUGUGGGUUGGUGACUUUAACUGUUUUAUGUGCAACAACAAGAAAUGCUCUCCCAUCUUCAAUCAACUUCGAACAAAGAAUCUCAUUGUACUGGACAUAAGGCUUCAAAAUUAGGGACUAUCACUGCGUGUGUGAUUUUUUGUUAUGAACUAUUAAACUGCUCGAUUUGUUUGUCAUGGCAGUGAUUCAGAAAGAUCUCAACCACAACUUGGCCUGCAUUGAGCUGUUCUCUGCAAAUGCCAUGGACGUGUUUAUCAACGUGUUUCAAAAACUAGGAGACUUCCUUCUCCGCCCCUGGAGGCAGGGGCAACCCCUACACACUGGACCUCCCCUAGUUAUGGUUUCUAUGGUAACGCCUCUUCUUGCACUGGUGAAGACCCUUCUAAUAGAGCUGCUGAACAGUGGUAAAUACCAGUUUAAAGAUAGAAGACUUAUGAAGGCAAUGAUGGUACUUCAUACUGUGAUGUGUACAGCUCCAAUGACAGGACAACUUAGUAGUCUUGCUCAUAAGGUGAGGAUGAAUUAAGAGUCUUUAACAUUCUGAUGUACCGUAACUGUAGUCGUCUUUCCUUUUGGACGGUAAUUUGGUAUUAUUAACUGAGUUGAUAACGUGAAUUGGCUACCGUUAAGAGUUUCAAAGCUGACCGUGGUUUUUAGCGUUAGCCCAUCUUCAGAGCGAAGUCUUACAGUAUUAGUUAGUGCAGUUUUACAAGGGUAAACUGGGAAAGUGAGGAAAAAAUACCUCUAAUAUUCUGUUUUCCGCCAUUAUGACAUCUUUGCAAAAAGUAUCGGUAAAUGACGACCGCUGACUCAUGUCUCAGCCAAAAUGACGCUGUUUCAAGAACACUUGCAGAGUCGUUUGGUCGUGAGUAUACUAGAAUCCAGUUUAGUAGAAUUGGAAUCGGCUAGAGAAGUUACGGGAAGGGCAGUGUUCCACUUUUGGUAAGAAGGACAACGAGAGGUAAAGCUGGAAUGUCUUCUUUAUCUGCCAGAUUUUUAUGUUUCUUUUCGAAUUAGUGGGAGAGCAGUUAAUUUGAACUGUUUGUACGUUGUCCAUAUUUGUAUCAUUGUCGCUGAAAGUGUAUCUAUCAACCUCUGUUGAAUAUUGAUCGUUACGGAUUUCACUUAUCAUGACUGGUCAAUUCUCUGUAGUGAAUUUUGCAUUAAUAGAUGCUGUUGUUUGUCCUGACGAAGGAUGAUAGCGGGUAGUUUACAGACACUGUGGCUAAUUUUCUGCGAUUUGACUCCCUCCUUUUUUGCUAAAAGGUCCAAAGUGAAAUUGUUGAUGUAUUCAUGACAUUUACGAGGCCAGUCGUACAAUCAUCUGACCAUGAAGAAGGUAAGCGAACUGAGUAUUGUAUUCAAAAUAUUUAUUGCUAUAUUAACUUGUCGAGAGGCAAAGGGGAAGCAGAGAACAAAUGCUGGAACUAACCAGAGUUAGAAGACCAAAAAAAACUGAAUUGGGAAAUAAACAUGACAUCCUUGUAGUCCAAUAGAAAAGGCACCUGUCUCAGUGAGUUAUCGCUGCACAGAGGCCGUGACUUACCUGAAGACACCAUCCAGUUUCAAAGAAAGAGGUAGUUGGUGAAACACUAGCCACAUUCAAAGACUAGCGUGUCAAAAUAGAUGAUAAUAAUCAGCUGCAAACAGUCUUGCACAUGCUCAGUCUAUAGAUUAGUCCCAAAUCUUCGCUGCCUGUGGGUUUCUGUUUGUAUCAAACCCCGCUACAACGAGCGCUUUACACAUUUUGAUAGCGCUUGAUUAUGUCAGCUUUCAAUCAUUGAUAAGUCUCUGUUUGUCUAUUUGUGGUCAUGUUUUUAGUUGUAGUAUUGUUUGACUUGUUGCCGGUUUGUUUUUCUUCCAUAGCAAUAAAUGAAAGCAUUUGGUCGCUUAUGUUAAAAGAACUUCUUGAAUACACAACAUCUGCUCCCCAAGUAAGUAUAUCUUAAAGCAAAAGAUAAAAAAAAUAUGAUGCUGAUUCGACAAGUUAGAUUUCUCAGAAAUGAUGCCCUUUACCCAUCCGACUUCUCAUUCAUGUAAGACGCUCGAUUCGUAUUUUGUUCACUAUCUUUAUUUUGUAUGUCAGUUAGACGAAAGAAUCUUUAAAAUGUAAUCUGUCAGACUCUGGGAUUAACUAGCUUGGCCUUUACUGUAGGUGUUGCCACAGUUUUAAAAGAAACAGAUUAGCUGACAAAUUCUUCGCCAAUUUUGCAUGACACGUUCAUUGUGGCCAAAAUUUAUCACAUAUGAUUUAAUUUACCUAACGUCUUCUCCUCUGAGAUAGAUUUUGUACACUUUACUUUUACGUUUUAAUUUGAUUGGUUAUUCUUGACAUUCAUUUGUUUCGAAGGCUUUCCUAGGAGGACUUGUUCUGCUGUCAGAACUGUUACCAAUACCUUUACCAAUUCGCUCGCUGGAGGUGGGUAAUUUACACAGUGACUUAACUAAGUAUUCAGUGUAGAAUUUUGGAAUUUUAAAUUCAAACUGAUCUUUAGAGGGGUAGUGAAUGGAGUGUGACUCUGCGUGUUGUUUCAACAACGGCAAUAAACUGAAGGUUCCGAAGAACAUGAUAUAUGAUGGCGGAAGUAUUUAAGAACGUGACGGGUGCGGUAUUUUUUUGUGAUGAUGAUUGGGAUAGGUGACGGGCGCGCCAAAUUGGCGGGAAAUAGACGGCUGCUGUCAAGUUGUGAUCCGUUUUAGCGGGAAACCCCGUUGACUCGUAUACAAUCUAAUUCCUACAGAUUUCUUUUAUUUAGCGGUCUGUUGACUUGGUUCACUUUUUUGUUUUCUUCUUUUUUUCAUUUGAAGGAAAUGCCUCAGGAAGAAGCGAAUCUGGUGAUGAAUCAUCGCCGGCUGUGGAGUGCGCACCUCAAUCCACUCAGCACAGAGCUGCAAGGAAUACUCAAGGAUCUGGCCGGUAGGAACCUGGGCGCGAUGUAAUUUUUGAAUAGUUACAUCUAAGAGUCCUCACUGACAGAGGCAGGGUUAGGCAAACUUUCAAUACCUGGAAAACAAAGGUAGACUUUAAAAAAAAAGGGAAGGAGUCCGGAGUUUUCUAAGCUUCUUUGAAUGUGAAAUCGCCGAGUAAGAUUUUUUCAAGAUAGAUGAAAUUUACGUUAAUUAUCAUGGCUUCAUCUUCUUAAACGCGGGGUCGGUCAACAUCCAAUCUUUGGGAAAAUCCUCGAUUCCCACUACUGUGUUUAAGCAUUACGUUGUGGUUGCUUUUUAUGUGAAAUGCGUCGUGGUUUUUAUGGAUCAAGCCAUGUGUUUUGACUCAUAACCUUGUGUAAAACAUUUUUGCUUUUAAAAUGCUUACGAAACUUCGUUAAAAACUAGCAUCUUUGAGGUUUCUAAAGCCUCUGUUUCUUGUAACUUGUAGGAUCAGCAUGUCACAAUCUUCAGCAAGUACUGAGAAGAGUUUGUUCACAGCUGUCAGACCUCUCUGCACCCACAGCCUUCAAUAUCGUCAGGUGAUUACUGUGGCUCAUUUUUUUCACUGUACAAAACUACUUUUAGUUGUAAAGAGACUUUAAGAUGUUAGGUCGAUGAGAUAGAAAAACACGGAAGAGACUAUAAUAAUAUAGGAGGGAACAAAGACUUUUUAGGAUGGCGUAGAUUUAGACGGAUUUCGAAUGGCAAACUGGAAAAGUGUAACUAUCUCUACGCAGCCUCCUAACGUAUUUGGCUUUGGAAUAGUAUUAGCGUCAGAAGUUAGUGGAUUUUAUAGCCUUAUUCCCUUUGCCGUGAGAAGUUUGCCCCCUUGCAUAUUUUCCCCUUUCAAUAAGUGCUUCUUUGCGUUUCAACAAGUCAAUUUAGGUCAACAGUUCUCCAUCAGAAGAAAAACAGAGUUAUAUUCAACACUCUAAUGUAAUAAAGAGCAAAUAAGGCAAAUUUAUCAACCCAUUAAGCUCAAUCGGACUGUGAAAGGAGAUAAAACAAUCGCUUGUUCGAGUUGCGAAGAAUUCAUAACUGUGCAUUUAUUUUGUUUAAUCAGAACACUUCUGGAGACACUGGACAGCGAGAUGAGCAAAGCAAGUGGAGACGACAAUAGGUAAGAAACUCUUGGCAACAAAAGCUACAAAACUAUGACCUCUUCAGUGCCGUGUAUCGCAACUCACCGGUCGGACCGUUUUUCCCGUGAAUGGAAUGAAAACUAUCUGAGCUAGUUUUGGCCGAACCGGUCCCGUCAUUUUAGUAGAACAUGAAAGUUUUCACGCUCCUAUGCAGGCCAAUCGAGUGCGCAUGAUUGCAGCAUUGAGCAGUAAUGAUGCCCAAUAUUUGUUGCAACCCUGGAAACUUUUCACGCGCCUCGACUCACUCAACUCGACUUAAACUUUCUAUUUAUAUCGGUUUACAAGCAGUUCUGAAAUGAACGGCUCUCGAUAAACGGGAAGGAAUGCGGAAACUUCAGUUGGUGGUAGAGCCCAACUGUUAUUCAGGAGGCCUGAGCUCCAAUUUCGUCGAAGCUUGAAUCUUUUCAAGCUUCUUUUUUUGCAAUAUCUUUAAUUUUUGCUCACGCGUGAGGAUCAUUUCUUUACUUGCUUAUCAUUCGUUGAUGAAAUUAUGCUGUAUUCCAUUUAAUUGUCAUUAAUCAUGGCACUUUUCUAAACAAAAUUCCAACGGAAAGUUUGACCGAUGGUUAGAGCGAAAGAAAGUGUGACUUGUCUACGAACAAAAUUAGCCUGUAUAUUGACUGUUUACCGAUAUGAUUGUGAAUUUGAGUGUUGCUCCAAUUUCCUUUUCAGUUGUUCCCCGGGAGGUGUGCGUAUUAUGACAUUGUUAGCUUACCUUUCGUCACAGCCAGCUGUCAAAGUGUCGCUGCUUCAACUUUUGAAAACCAGGUCGGUGAGCUGGGCGUAAUUUCCACGUGAAAUCCUAAUACCGAGUUAGGUAUACUAGUUGAUAGCAUACAAAGGAUAUCUAUCAAACGUAACUGAAAAGUUAUCCUUUAAUUCAAUCUUGAGACAUAAUGAGCAGAAUGGGUCGGAUAUUUUCUGAUGGCUGAACGACGCCAAGGUCGCGAGGGAAGCUAUCUUUACACCCAAACCGCCUUGACUGUUCAAAUAUUGUGAAAUGGCUAUUGCACGAUUCACAGUAACAGUUUGAAGAUUCAGGGCGAGCAGAAGGUGGAUAAUUCACGUUUCAAAUAAUGCUUCAUUACACUAUUUAACUUCCAAAGCUUUCUAAGACAGUGGAACUACGUAGUACUAUACUUAAUUGUUUAAGAACACACUGUGAUUGAAACAGAUUCUAUACGGCGUUGUUAUAAUUGAUGAAGGUUUUAAAACCAACAUUUCUUAAGUUGGGAUAUAAAAGAAAUGAUUGUUUCACGUUCUAUUCACAGUGGCAAUGCCAAGAACGAUGACCUGUUGUUCCCCAGUCUUUUGCCGUCCAUGUUGUCUUGUUUGAAAGGGUCGUCUGAAAAUCAAACGGUGUCUAGAUCACAGUACUGUGUCGUGGUAUGUAAAUCAUUUAUAAUGACUACUUUACAGAUUUUGGAAGAGCUUGAUGUACUUCGAACUGCUCCUUUUGGAAGUAAACACCGUCCUUUUUUACCACUAAAACACCUCCAGUUUUAUGAAACAAUUUCAUUGCCCUUAUGACAGAAACAUUCAUCAAUUUUUAAUGUAAUCGAGUUUUUCACCACUUUCAGGUGCAUUUAGAGAGGAAAUUAUGUUUUUACGUUCGUUUUGCUUUGAUUGAUUUUGUUGUAGUUUUACAAAACCCGAGGUUUUUCAGUUAGUUUCGCUUAUUACUUAUUUCCCGCGCUUAUUUGCCGCUUGAUCUUCCGCGUCUGUGACGAUUGUAUCAUCCCGCUCAUGUCGCUGGAACGUUGCGCAAAUUUUAAGAGUUCAGAUCUUUCUCUGAUGUAGAUUAUUCACGCGCAUGUUUGGGUAUCAUUAGUAUAUCACCUGCGCUUUUUGCAACGACUGUAUUUUUGAGGCCACACAACUAGUCAGAUUUUGUUUGUGAGUCUCUUGUUUUUCUACAGCCUGUUCUUCAAAAACUUUAUUUGUGCUUUUUUUGCCAGUCGAUUGUCCAGUCCUUGUGUGACCCCACGGUUAGCCUGAUGCCUUUCGAAACUCCUUUUACCGACCAACAUGUAAGUUUUGUGUUAUUGUUGUUUUUGUUUGCUUGUUUUGUAGUUUUCUUUUUGAUAUUGUUUGUUGUUUUUCUGUCAAUGAAAUGAGUACUGUCCUUUUAGCAUAAAAGUUUAUUCCAUUUAUAAAGCUACGUUACCAUAACUUCUCUAGCCACAUUUUUCAUGAGAUGUUCUUUAUCUAGCUGGCUAAUACUUUGCCGGACAAGGAGAUGCUGGAAGUGAUUUGUGCUGCGUUACUGGAGCACAUGGGAUCCGAGCAGCAGUCAUUUGCUACGAUUUUGCUCGCUCUGAGGACCCUGCUGACUCUUACCGAACAUAACUAUGGUGUCUACCACCAGAAAAGGUACCUGAACUUGUCUUAGCAUUGACAUUUAAUCUUAGCUCACAACUUUGGCGAGUCGUGGGCUUAAAUAGGUUUAUGGUUUAGAUUGUUGCCCAUACGAGUAAGCUUUAUUUCCUUGUUUGUGUCGUUUCAGAGCUCUGGAGAACAAUAGCGAAGUGUUUUAUCGCCUUCUGAAAAGGCUGUCGUCGUCUUUUGAGUAAGUUAUAUUGAUGUUGUCUUUCACACUUUACCCACAGUAUCUAUGAACUAAUUCUCCGAUUCAGUGGCCUACAAUUCUUUGUUGUUUAGUUCUAGGAGUUUGGUGUCUAAGCAGAGCAAAAUCCUCUAUGUGAUUAUGGUCUAAAGUCUCAAUAAGUGCAUUUUGACAGAGUAUAGGAAAAACGUAGGAAGAAUUUAUAAGCUGAUCACUCCAGUCGCUGUCCAAAACAAGGUCGGAGGUAGCUUGGUCAGAAACGGACGAGGAAAAACAUAGCUCCGUUUAUUUUUUGUCAGACACCUAGGCUGUAGGAGUAAAUGUAUUAAAUAUACGUUGCUAUAAAAUCUGAAGUACACAUAAACACUUAAAGUAAUAGACAGACAAGAUAGGAAAGAAAUUGGAUACCUCAUAUAUAUUGACACAGGAAGUGGCUCCUAACUAAAAGAAAACCUUAUAUAAUGGUGUGCUAGUGUCCAAAAAACAUCAAGAGAUAUGCAUGGACUAAAAGAGAAUGACAAUGGUGAAGAAUGAAAAAGAUUUACACGCAUUGUAAAAAUUGUGUUUUUCAAGACACACAAACUGGGAUUUAGCGCCAUUAGGGUCUAUAAGUUUUUGAAAUGAUUUUGAAAUUACACUGCCUUUGAUUGUCCAGGAAUAGCAUUCCAGGCCCGGAUCACCUGUCCACGCUGUCGACGACCAUUGAGCUGCUGCAGCUGUUACUACCAGAGGAUACAGCCGGUAUAAUUCAGGAACAGGAGGACGAUGCCAUGGAGGGCGAACCAUUGAAGCUAACCACUGAGAUCAGCAUCAGCGCGGCUCAGAUGAGAAGCUUCCUUAAAUUUGACAGCGCUGCAGAGGACGGCCCACUUAGAACAUUGGAAAAACGACUCGAGGUUUAUUGGAUCUUUCUUUGUUUUGGUUUUCGAGCUUUGGUUGUUACUUUUAAAAAAGAGCUGUUGGACAGAAUCGAUUGAAAUUUAGUCGUUAGCUUAAACUCCUAAGAGUGAUCAGCAUCUAAUGUCUUCUUACUUUAUCACCUUUGAAUCAAACGUAAAGGUUAUGAGAAUAAAAGAGAUGAUCACCAACGAAAGAAGUUCUUGUUUGUUAACAAGGUUUUGUGUUCAGUACUGUAUGAAAUGCGUAAAGGACAGCAUGGAAAAUAUAGAUUCUGAUGUUAGGGUGUAAAGAGGAGAAAUCUUCAAAAAAGUGAAAAAAAUAAGUAUCGCUGUAGAAGAAACGAGGAUAGUUCAGAAUUGAAAAGUUCAACAUAAUUUGCAAAUGAGACGAAAAUUUAAUUAAAUUUUCAAAGAGGCUUUAGUUGUAAUGAAAAUAGUUCAGGAAUACAAACAAAACAAAGUGGUGUAGAGGAAAUGGAAAAGGAGGAAGAUCCUAAAUCAGAUGCUUAACGCGUUAAGACUUCAAACAUGGUAGACAUGUAAACAAGCCAUUUUGUUGUUGUAGGAAAGCUGCAAAGAAGACGAGGCUCUGGAGCCAUUAUUAGAUGCAGUUCGUGUUUUGACAGUUAUGCUGCGUAAAACAGAAGGCGAGACUGAAAAAGAAGCAGGUAAUACUAUGUGUCUUAUAAACAUAGCUAAGUGUACAAAAAGUAAAGUAACUUGAAGUCUCGGUAAAUAUGUUUGCCUAUUUAUACUCGUAAAAGGUAUAAGUUAAAGGAACACUGACUUUUUGGCCAUGCUAAUUACGCAAAUGCCAUAGCAACAGCCAAAAAUGUGAAAAGGGUUGGGAAAAAAAAACCAAACAAACAAAAGACAAUAACCGAGAAAAGCCAAAAUGUGCAUUGCGGGGUAAAAGAGGUUUAGAAUGGACGGGUAUUGUUGCAUCUGAUGUAAGGCUUUUGUUAUUCACAGAGGAGGUCACUGAACCACAGCUCCCAAGUCCACUUCCGCUUCAGACGCUGUUUGUCAACAGAUUGGCCUUCGUUUCCGGUGAAGUUGAGGAUGGUGGGGUCAGUCCAACGCUCUGGUACUCUACCCCUCUCCCAGACGAUAUCGAUCCUGAAGUUGACUUGGUAAGGCUUUUUCCUGCUCUCACUGUGACGUAAUACUUUGAAGUACUAUCAUGUGUGUAUUGAGUUCAAUUCAAGAAUGCGGUGGAGCUUGGCUUGAAAAUCUGUACAAGUUUUAAGUUCGUCAAAACGGGGGUUUUCCAAAAUUUAUUUGUAUGUAACUGCAUGCUUAUCUUUUUGUUUGUUUUCAAAAAAAAUGUUCUCAUGUGGAACGCUUUUAAAUUCACAGAUAAAAAUCGGUGUUGAUUCUCUGACAGAGAAGUUCUCUCCGGACUUUGAUCUCAAGACCGAGUUAGAAAAAGGACUAGUACCUUCUCCCCCAGGCUCCCCGACGCGCAAGAAAGCUCACAGGUAAAGCUCCUUCUUUUGCAACUAAAAAAGAUCUUGGGAUCUGUUAACGUGAUGAUCGGUGAAUAAGUCAACUGAUCCUUUGUUAUUUUUGUCCUAGAAACAAGAGAAAGUACGAUCCCUUGAUAUCUGGUCAGCGAAAGGAUAAUAAGAAAGCCAGGACAGGUGUGGAUAAGGCUUAAGUACUAAACGCUUCACUUUGCAAAACAGAAAUAUUCAGUGAAUACUUUUGGGAAAUCUGUCGAGCUUCUCCCAGCAUAUAUUCAGUUUUUACUUAAACUUCCUAAGCUGUUGACGCGUGGUGUUAAGGUAGACUCUGGAUCAGAGCAGGAUCAUUAUGCUGUAUUCCCGCUGCGCUUCCCUCCAUCUAACAGGUGUUUAAGUGUACUUGCUACGAAAAUCAGGACGUAAUUUACGACGGACUGACAUCCCAUUCAGAGGAAUGGCAAUAGUUUUAGUCGCUUAUGGAUACAGAGACCAAGAUAAGCUCUAACAGAUUUGCGAGUCAGACGGUCUCGUUUGCAUUCUUAACCAUUUUUGCAAACUCCAAUAAUUCUUCCAUCGUUCCUAUUUUUCUCGUUUGCUCUCUCACCUAUGGUAGCUCCUUCGGCGCCAAUGCGAGGCGGUGGUCGAGGCACGAGGGGUAUGCCACGGGGUCGAGGCAACCCUCGCAUGAAUGACCUGUUCCGAUCACGCAAGCAAAAUACGAGCCGUCCGCCCUCCAUGCACGUGGAUGACUUCAUGGCAAUGGAAAAUGCCAAGACCCAGGACUCGCCGCCUCCGAUGCGAAGGACUGGUCCCAAGGUACGAUAUACAAGUUAAUGCUAGAAUCUUUGUCUCGCGCGCGUCAUAAGAUAAUGAAAGACCUCAUAGGUGGAUGAAAGAAUAAUUUAACGUUUGGAGGUAGUUAAGCUUACUAACAUAUUUCUGUUUAUCGUGCUAUAUUAAGCUGCUUAACAUUUUUUUUUUGCGUGGUUUUCAGGGUCCUCCGCCAGGUAGAUCGAUGGACCAUGGCCCAGGCAACUUCAUGGGAAAUCAGGGCCGUUGGGCGGCUAUGCCGGGGGGACCACUUCGAAAAGGUGCCUUCUAAACAUCAACUUUGCUUUCCGAUGUUAUUUACAGUGGAAGGUGUUUUCUUGUAUCUCCUUCUUAUGAAUAUGGUUUGAUUUCUUGAAGGUCCUGGCAUGGUGACUCAAGGAGGAAUGCGCGGGGCAGGACCUGACUGGGGAAACCCACGACAGCACCCUAUCGCCUUUCCGGGACAAAGGAAUUUCCAGAGAGGGUAAGAUAACUGCCAGUGGUAAUCGUAAAAGAGGAACCUCAAUGUAGGGGACGCCGUGGGGAGUAGAAAAAUUGCUCCCUGAGUAGAAAUGUCCCUUCAACAACAGAUACAGCGGUUCAAGGGGCCCUUUUUUCGUUUGUAGCCCUUGACUAGAUGGGUAGGUUUGAUUUUACUUUUAGUCACACUUUUUGCGCACGAGCCUCUGACUCAGUCAUGGAGAGAAUGUCAUCCCUGUAUCAAGUAAUCGAUCGACUGAUUGAUAGGAGCCCUGAGUUAAGCCUUCUCGAUGAAGCGUUUUCCUGAAUUCAACAGAAUGUCGUAGGGUCUCGUCACAUGUCUUUUAUAUUCUGGCGAGAACAUUGCGUGACAGCGCGCCGAACCUCUUAUUUUCAGGAAGGGGAGAUAACCUCUCUUUAAUUAUAAAUUACUUUAUCCUAUGUCGUUUUCAAUUUUGAGUGACCCCGGGGUUGAUAUUCAGGUUAAUUCCGGGCAGAUCUGCGCUUAUGUUUCUUCUAGUGCACGGCACGAAGUCCUAGCUGAUUUUGUUCGUUUGUCAGUCUUUCUCUGUGUGGUCCUUGACACGUUGGACUGUUAUUAUUCUUCGUUUUUCAGACCGGAUUGGGGAUCGCAAACUCCUCAGCCGUAUAGAGGUAACUGAGAGUUUGCUGACUCUUUAACUUUUUUUCUUUAUUAAUACCUUGUUCUCUAGCUGAAAAACUUAGUAGAUCGAUAAGGAAAGUGAAUAAUAUUUGUAUUGAAAGUUGGUGUGGGCUUUGUUCUCAGGUGGUGGAGGAGGGAUGAGAAAUAACUAUAAUCGACCACAGAUGCGAGGUUACUGGGAUGCGCCCAAGUCUAAAGAUGACUCGCGGUGAGACUCUCCUUCAGUUUUUCGUUCAUUCCUAUGUCUGGUUUCUCUCUGUGUCGGUCCAUUUGUGGACCUGCUUGUUUAUCUAUCUGUGUCUGGUGUGUCUGUUGGUUUGCUUGUUUGAUCAUUAGAUUAGCACGUUGGCCAGUUGGAAGCUGUUACACCAGAAAUAAAUCGCAAAAAAAUUAUGUUUUUCUUAUAUAACUAUCGUUGUAUGUUGCCGUUCUUUCUUUUACUUAAGCUCUCACAAUGAAUGAUAUGUCAGCAGUUUUCAGUGUUUUUCUUAGUCAGUUUUGUGUUGAACACUCCCUCUCAUUCCUUCUAGGUUCAUGCCCCCGCCAAAUGUUGGAGGUUAUCGGCCUGGGGCUGGGCGAGGUUAUCCAGGCAGACAUAUGAGAUCAUUUACACGAUGAAUUCAGUCUCCAGAAAGAACGAUCCACGCACAUACUUAAAUUAACUUUUAUUCUGCUGAUAUUUCAGUUGAUGUUAAAGUUAAGCUUAUCGUAGAGAUUGUGGCAUUACAAAACCAUUUAAGUUAGAUUAAAUAGACCUAGGAAACCAUUAGAUUUGUUUGUACCAUC